Messenger RNA from Cygnus atratus (black swan), 1888 nucleotides. It is a transcript of the gene TRAPPC2, whose product is annotated as trafficking protein particle complex subunit 2. The record is from RefSeq and is a predicted model, not a curated record. Lineage: Eukaryota; Metazoa; Chordata; Aves; Anseriformes; Anatidae. Bases 136 to 558 code for a protein of 140 amino acids. Gene Ontology annotation, cellular component: TRAPP complex; nucleus; cytoplasm. The transcript is spliced from 5 exons. Gene Ontology annotation, biological process: endoplasmic reticulum to Golgi vesicle-mediated transport.
UUACUGGCGGCAGGCACUCCGCCUCCCCGGCAUGGCGUCACGGCGGCGCCGGAUGCGAGCCGAGCCCUUCCGGGCGGCUGUUGGGAGCCGUUGGGAGCCGUUGGGGCCGGUAAGGCCGGUGCCCCGCUGUGGAGAAUGUCCGGCAGCUUCUACUUCGUGAUAGUCGGCCACCACGACAACCCCGUCUUCGAGAUGGAGUUCCUGCCUCCCGGGAAAGCAGAGUCCAAGGAUGAUCAUCGCCAUCUCAACCAGUUCAUUGCCCAUGCUGCUCUUGACCUAGUAGAUGAGAACAUGUGGCUUUCUAACAACAUGUACCUGAAGACUGUGGACAAAUUUAACGAAUGGUUUGUUUCUGCUUUUGUCACGGCUGGACAUAUGAGAUUUAUAAUGCUUCAUGAUGUAAGACAAGAAGAUGGAAUUAAGAACUUCUUUAAUGAUGUAUAUGAGUUGUAUAUAAAGUUUGCAAUGAAUCCAUUUUAUGAACUCAAUUCACCUAUUCGAUCCAGCGCUUUUGAAAGGAAAGUGCAGUUCCUUGGGAAGAAACACCUUUUAAGCUGAAAAAAUAGCUUUCCUGAGUGAGUGCUUUUUCGUACUUUCCUGAUUUGAGCUGUAGUUCUUCUGGUUAGUUCCCAGCAUGUUUGAUACUCACCUUUCUGAAGACUGACAAAUUGGAUGCUGAAGAAGCUUUUUUUGCUGAUACAGAUAAAACAGCCAGCUGCUCUGGUUAAAAAUGUACCUUUAGAAGUUUUCAUUCUGUCUUAGGAAAACUAAGUUUUAAGAUGUCUGAGCUGAAUAGGUACAAAGAGAGACAUAGGUGUCAAUGCAUGUGCAAAAGAUAAGCCUCUUUCACAGGGUGGGAGGAAAUCAGAUCUAAACUUUAGAUAUCUCUAGUCAUUUAAUUUAAUAUGAGCAAAAGGGAUUUUUGGAUUGUUUGGCCAAAGUGGUUGAGUUUUGCUAUAAACCUUUCUACUUAGAGAGUCCUUUGCUAGAGAACUCACUGCAGACUAACCAGACUAACCUUACUGUUCACGGUAUUAAAUAAGGUCUAUGUUAAUAUUGCAAUGUGUAAUAUAUUUAUUAUGAAGUGCUAAAUAAAAAGGAUCCAUCAGCAAAGCUUUGUCUUUGGUAUUUCAGCAAUUUUAAAGUAAAAACUUGCACGUUUUAAAGCUUAAAAUUGCAAAUUUAUCAGAUGUUUCAUGCAAUAUGUGUCUAGCUGCAGUGUUGCAUCAAUGAAGUUAUUAAAGUAGAUCAAAACAGCUCUCUCUGGCCUGACUUUAAAUCUAAUUCAUACGUGGGGGGGAACAACACAACUAAACUUACGCAUUCCAACCCAUGUUAUUUCCAUUAUCUUUGCAAGUGCUGAAAUAUUCUUUUUGAAAAUAUAUUUAGACUAGGAUCUUCGAACCAUGAGACUGUUUGAUGAGGGUUUCAGAAAGGCAUUGUUUGGCCUGUCUGGCUACGAUCACAUUGUAAAAUGUGGUUAGGUGGUCUUCUGCGAAACUUACCCUAGUUACAAAAUAGUCGUUUUUUAAUGGGUCAUCUAGCAUAUAUGUACCUACUAUCUUGGUUGAUUUCACCAUCUUUUACAUAGUCUGUUUCUUUAUGCAGCAAAUCUAUAUGAACUAUCUUCUUGGACUUUUUUUAAUGUUUAAAAUGGGAUUUCCAAAGGAAGUGGCAUGCCGUUCUAAAAAGUACAUUUUAUAUAGUUUGUAUAAUUAAGGGGACCACGUGUAUAGGUACUUUAAAUGUACACUCAGCCAUUAUUUCUUUGUAAUCUAUGUUUACUGCUAAAGUGUCAUUGUAAAAUAUUCCAUAAGAAAAGCAACACUAUGCUAUAUGUAAUUUCUGAUACUUACCUUAAAUAAAGUGUGGAAUAAUGCAGUAUGGA